Durusdinium trenchii is the source of this 2640-nucleotide messenger RNA. NCBI's taxonomy places the organism in Eukaryota, Dinophyceae, Suessiales, Symbiodiniaceae. The record is from the annotation of a GenBank genome assembly.
GUGUAUCCACCUCCAGUGUUUACCCCGCCGGAGAUGGCAGCCCUUCGCCUGGAGGCACAGAGAGUGCUUGGGGCUGAACGCACUGCCCGUGGUCUUGGUGACGGUCAGGCUGCUGCGCCAGUGGGCUUGGCUGGUACAUUGGUUGCGGGUACAUUGUAUUGGGUGGCAGCAGAGCGUUGUCGUGGCAUCAAAUUCGGGGAUGUUGUCCAGCAUGUAGGUGCAGUUCAGGUCGAUGGUGCAAAGGCUGUGCAUGUGCUCCCGGAUGGAAGCUCCAUUUUUGUGCAAUGCGUUGACGGUGGACAUCACAAAAAGUUCUUACAGAAGGCAGCGGACAAUGAUCCUCGCAUUGUUGGGCAGGAGUAUGAUGCUCUUGGAAAGCCGGACUCUUCACUCAAGGAUGUCUCCUCGAAGUUUGAGGAGGUGUCCACUGAGUGGAAUUUGACUGGACCUCGUACAAGUCGUUGGUGCAUCUCAUACUUGGUUGUCGAGGGGCUUGGUUUCGAAAGACACCACGAACGCUUCAGACAGCUAUGCAAGAUAGAGUCAUCAGCGUGGGGCGUUCAAGAGCAUUAUCAGUUGAGCAUGAUAGCAAAGCAUGCCCUACAGACAGAUCAGCUGGAUGGGUACAAUAAUCUGUGCCUGGAGGUUGUCUUCCGUAGGAUUCAGACCAUAGAGUAUGCCUAUGCGGAGAGGGCUCGAGAGAUCGAGUCGAAGGCUGUCGGUGGGAGAUUGUCGCUGGAAGAACAGAGUACUUUUGGAGGCAUCACUCGUCAGGCUUCGACUCUCAUGAUCUGUCCUCAACUUCUGGACCACGUGAACGCCGAGGUUGAACGUGACGCCAACCUGGCCAAGAACCUCAGGAAGGCUCGAGAAGAGAGAGAGAGAGUUGGCCCGCAAGGGGCGUUGAAGAUGCUCCGGGCAGCCAACGGAUACGGUGAAGACCAGCCCGUGGGUUCGUUGGCCUCGUUCAAUAUCGAAGCUGUCUCCAUGCUGGAGGUUGGUUGGGUCCCUAUUGACCUGGGUACAUUGUGGGGCAGCGACGGUCAGCAGAAGGUGAACGAUUUUGUUUCGCAUCAGGUUCUGCCACCGGAGAAGGCGAAGGUCAAAUUGGAGGCUUGUGGUGUGAGAGCUCCCUAUUCUGAUCCUUUGUUGCGGCAGGGCCGAGUGUAUCGCCAGUUCUUGAGGAAAUUGCAUGAUUCACACUUGAUAGACUACAGUUUGUCCCCGGGCAAGGAGAGGAUAGCUUUCUUUUGUGUGACCAAAAAGUCUGGCAAGUUGAGGCUCAUUGUGGAUGCUCGCCGUUCAAACGCUCAUUUUGAGGAACACAGUCAUGUGUCUCUCACUACCGGAGACGGACUGGGAGCUUUGGAGUUUGAGAAGGAGGCACAGGUGACUUUGGCCCAGGCCGACUUGAAGGACGCCUUCUACCAUCUGGCCAUGCCAGUACAAUUGAGGGAUUACUUCACUCUCACGCCUGUGAAGGCGCGGGACGUUGGCGUCACCACCAUCGACGGGAGGCAUGUGGACCCGUGGGUGAGACUGACGCCUCGGUUGGCUGCGGUUGCAAUGGGCUGGACCUGGGCUCUUCAUCUUUGUCAGAGCAUUCAUGAAUCCUUAGCAGAAAAGGUGCAUGAAGAGGAAUGUGAGAAGGGCGGCAAGGUGCUGGGCUGGGAGUUGACAACCGAUGCUUUGUUCAUGCCCUCCAGGUCAAGAGCCUGGAAGGUGCGCAAGAGCUUGAAAAAGGAAGCCGGGACCACAAGGCCCGUGGCAUGCAAACCAAUACAGCAAGAGGAAAUGAGACUGGCAAACACUGCAACCAGUCGGAGUGCCAAAAAGAAGAUGAGGGCAGUCAAUCGCAUGGACGUGCGACCAGAUCCUCUAGAAGGCAUGACGUCACUGCAGUUGGCGUCAGUGUCCAAAGAGUGCCUAUCUCGUUACAAGCGUUGCUGGAGCUCGGUGAAACAGAAGUUGCUGACCUGCAAGGGAAAACUGAAGGCCACAACUACAGUGGACACUAUCCUGAGCCGAGAGCUGGACAACCUUUACCACGAUGGCGAGGAUGUGAGCGCGGGCGAGUAUUUGAUAGCAGCUGUUGUGUUUUUCAACAUUUGUUUGAAGUCGCCUGCAAUGCAAAAGCUGCCUCAGGUGAAGCAAUCCUUGAAGGGCUGGAGAAAGAUGGCCCCCCAGCGUUCCCGAUUGCCAGUUCCUUGGGAAGUGACCUCGCUUCUCAUUCAGAAGCCAAUCGACAAAGGACUGAUGGGCCUGGCGCUUCACAUGGGGCUGAUGUUCGCAUUGUAUUUGAGGCCAAGCGAAGGCCUGAGGCUGAGCGCCAGGGAUGUGGUCCCACCUGUCCUGAAGGGCCAGGGAAACUACAGGCAUUGGACAGUUGUCUUGCGUCCGGAGGGGGCAGGAGUAGCUUCAAAGACUGGAGUUCGACGAAUCACUGCAGUUAGACCUCAGUUAUCAUCAGGGCUUCGGCGAGGCUCUCAGAAGAUUUUGCAGCAACGGUCGGUUGAGCAAGAGCCAGUUGAUUUUCAAUCACGACAACGUCGAUCUGAACCAUUUUCUUCAGGAUCCAUCCAUACAGGUUCAGACAUGGCGGAGCUUCCCACGAUUUUGUGGGAAAUUUUAGAGAUCUAG